Molecule: messenger RNA, 4377 nt
Organism: Antechinus flavipes (yellow-footed antechinus)
Lineage: Eukaryota; Metazoa; Chordata; Mammalia; Dasyuromorphia; Dasyuridae
Gene: GABRB2
Product: gamma-aminobutyric acid type A receptor subunit beta2
Exons: 10
Coding region: 394-1932 (512 amino acids)
Biological process (GO): nervous system process; signal transduction; monoatomic ion transmembrane transport
Cellular component (GO): GABA-A receptor complex; neuron projection; membrane
Molecular function (GO): neurotransmitter receptor activity; extracellular ligand-gated monoatomic ion channel activity; GABA-A receptor activity
Source: RefSeq, a predicted model, not a curated record
AGCCUCAUAGACAAACAGAAAAACCGUCUUAUCCCGUAACUCCCGAAACUCACCAGACAUUGUAGUUUAUAUUACCCUAAUCCGAGGGCAACAAUCAAAAUUUACUCUUGAUGCUCCAGUGAUGUGACUUAAAAAAAAAAUGUAUAUAUAUAUACAUAUGUAUGUAUAUAUGUAUGUUUGUAUAUAUAUGAUACAUUUCCUUCUUCCCCUUUAAUUCUUUUUUUUUUUUUUUAACAAGGAAAUUUGCUCUAUCUCCAGCAGCCACCGCUGCUCCUUUGAUGUUUUGGUACGCCGUGCGCAUGCGCCUCACAUUAGAAUUACUGCACUGGCCAGAAUAAGUUGGAUCUCUUCUUCUCUUCAGUGAAACCCUAAAUCACAUCAAAAACCAUAGGGAUGUGGAGAGUCCGGAAAAAGGGUUACUUUGGGAUUUGGACAUUUCUUUUAAUAAUAGCUGUGGUCUGUGCACAGAGUGCCAAUGAUCCUAGCAAUAUGUCACUGGUUAAAGAGACGGUGGAUAGACUGCUGAAAGGCUAUGACAUUCGUCUGAGGCCAGAUUUUGGAGGUCCUCCUGUGGCUGUGGGCAUGAAUAUAGACAUAGCUAGCAUAGAUAUGGUAUCAGAAGUCAAUAUGGACUAUACUCUGACAAUGUACUUUCAGCAAGCUUGGCGAGAUAAGAGGCUGUCAUAUAAUGUAAUACCCUUAAAUCUCACACUGGACAAUAGAGUAGCGGAUCAGCUCUGGGUGCCUGACACUUACUUCCUGAACGACAAGAAAUCAUUUGUGCACGGGGUGACUGUCAAGAAUAGGAUGAUUCGUCUGCAUCCUGAUGGGACUGUCCUUUAUGGCCUCAGGAUUACAACCACAGCUGCUUGCAUGAUGGAUUUGCGCAGAUACCCCCUGGAUGAACAAAAUUGCACCCUGGAGAUUGAGAGCUAUGGCUAUACAACUGAUGACAUUGAAUUUUACUGGCGUGGAGAUGAUAAUGCAGUGACAGGAGUAACAAAGAUAGAAUUGCCACAGUUCUCUAUCGUUGAUUACAAACUGAUUACCAAGAAGGUUGUUUUCUCUACAGGUUCUUACCCCAGGCUGUCCCUCAGUUUCAAGCUUAAGAGAAAUAUUGGAUACUUCAUCUUACAGACCUACAUGCCCUCCAUUCUAAUUACUAUUCUCUCUUGGGUUUCCUUCUGGAUUAACUAUGAUGCCUCAGCAGCACGCGUAGCUUUAGGAAUUACCACUGUACUUACAAUGACAACCAUCAAUACUCAUCUUCGAGAAACUCUUCCCAAAAUUCCUUAUGUGAAAGCCAUUGACAUGUAUCUUAUGGGGUGCUUUGUCUUUGUGUUCAUGGCACUGCUCGAGUAUGCACUGGUCAACUACAUCUUCUUUGGUAGGGGACCCCAGCGUCAAAAGAAAGCAGCUGAAAAAGCUGCCAAUGCCAACAAUGAGAAGUUGCGCAUGGAUGUCAAUAAGAUUUUUUAUAAAGAUAUUAAACAAAAUGGGACCCAAUAUCGAUCUCUGUGGGACCCUACUGGAAACCUCUCCCCAACUAGACGGACUACCAAUUACGAUUACUCUCUGUAUACGAUGGACCCUCAUGAAAAUAUCUUACUGAGCACCCUUGAAAUAAAAAAUGAAAUGGCCACCUCUGAAGCAGUGAUGGGACUAGGAGACCCAAGAAGCACCAUGUUGGCCUAUGAUGCUUCAAGUAUCCAGUACCGAAAAGCUGGCUUGCCCAGACAUAGUUUUGGCCGAAAUGCCCUGGAGCGACAUGUGGCACAGAAGAAGAGCAGACUGCGGAGACGUGCCUCCCAGCUGAAAAUCACCAUCCCUGACUUGACUGAUGUAAAUGCCAUAGAUCGAUGGUCACGCAUAUUCUUUCCUGUUGUUUUUUCCUUCUUCAAUAUUGUCUAUUGGCUUUAUUAUGUGAACUAAAAAGUAGCAUCUCAUGGGAACAAAAGACUGGAUUUCUCUUCAAACUGGUUGUACAGCCAAAAGUGGGACUUGGAAAAAUAAUCUUUUCAGGAAAAAAUGAUUUUAAAACACCUUAGUUGCUGGCCUAUCCUAUGAUUCAUUUCAUUGUAUUUGGAUUGCUUCUGCUAAACACUUCUCCAUGUUAGGAUCUAUGUAAUUUUUCCCAGUUAAACAAGAAAUGCAUUUGGUGCAUGAUGGCCAAAUUCACUUCUGACAUGAUGCUUCCAUUUUAUCUGCUUAGAACUCACUCAACCUAUUCAAGUGGGAAAGUAUUGGGGAGAUAGUCUUAAUGAAUUACAGUAGCAAUGGGAGUCAUUUCCUUAUGUAAUAGGCAUAUGUUCCACAGUUUGAUUUCUAAAAGAAGGAAAUAUGUCAAAGUGAUAUUAUACUUAGAGAUUAUUCACAGUUCACAGAGAAUACUUUCAACAUAAGUUGAAAGUAGUACUGAAGAUCAUAAAAUAAUGUAAGAGUGCUGAUGUUGAUGCUGUUAUGAUGAUGGAUUACUAUUUCCUACCAUUUUGCAAAGAUUUUAGUUUGUUCACUGAUAAAAGAGAGUCUUUUGACACUCAGUGCCACCCUUGCAAGUAAGAAGGAAGUCAGUCUGGUAAGUCAGGGAAACCAAGGUUUCCUUUUGUUGUUUCACUAAGUGUUGGCAAAGAACUACAGUUAGAGCACCCUGUGCUAAGAAAAAGUAAACUACUGUGAUGGCAAUGAAGGUGAUGAUGGUGGUGGUAAUGGUGGUAGUUAUUAUUGCUUUAAUUGUGAUCUUUGUUUGGUGUGGGGAGUGGGGAGAAUUGGCUGAAGAGGUUGAACAUUUUAUAGGAAAACUGUUUCACAGGUGGCUACAGAAAUUGUUUAUAUCUUGGCCUUUUACGUAAAAGGAAGAGGCUAGUCUUAAAAGAACAGAAAAAAAAGAGUAAAAGCUUUUGAAAGAUAUAAAAGAUUUUUAAAUAUAUAAGCAGCCAAGCAUGUCUCUCAUCAGCUUUAUGAAACAUCAGGGUCCAUAUGAACAAAGUAUAGUGGCCAAUGAUGAAAGGAACAGGAUUUGUAUCCAACUUCAUAAGCUUUUGAGGAUUGUAUCUAUUGAUACUUUGAUGUUCAAUCUAUUCAGAGGACAGGAAAAAAAACAAGCAAGAUUAUGGGAAUUGAUAGUAGCUGAGAUAUUUGACAAAGAAUUUAGCUUGAGUCUUGCUUUUUGUACUAUGGCAUGCACUUGGUUAAAUUUACAAACAGGUUGGAUUCUCACUCAGCCCAUGCUAAAUACUCCUGUGGAAUAUCCCACGUUUCCUGAAUUGAAUAGAGUAUUCUUAAAUGAAGGUAUUGCUUUAGAAAGACGAAGUGAUCUUUCCUGUCUUUGUUUUUGAAAUCUAAUUGCUGCUUCUUUCAAAAAAUAAAUAAAUAAAGCUUUGCAUUAGUAAAUAAAUUUUGGGGGAUUCAGGAAAUUAUGUUCCUCUUAUGAUAAUUAAGUUCAUUUUCAUAAUUUCAUAAAAAUGUUAAAAAUUCAAUGUAGUUUUUGAUUGUUUUUAAGAAAGGAGAAACUUUUUUGCAUGUGGAAAUCUGUCCAUUUAAGGAAAAAUGGAGACUGGAAUAAAAAGAUAACACCUUGGCUUAGUUGAAAGGGCCUCUUUUUGGAAAGCAACCACAUUGCAUUGCACUGACUGUAUCUGUAAAUGAAGCCAUUGUAUUUAAAACAUCAUUAAGAAAUGGAAGGGCUGAUAUUUGGACCAUCUUGUAGAAAAUUGGUUGAUUUUUAAAUUUACUUUUACAGAACUUUGUUAUGUGAAUGACUUCAGAAAUUUAUUUUUCUUCUUUUUUUUUUUCCUAUGAGGGUGCUACUUUUUUUUUUUUAUGAAGCAGCAUCCAUAUUUAAGAAUACAGAGAAAAUCUGACAUGAAAGGAUCUAUGGGCCAGUAUAAUGUCAAUGGAGAAAUUGGCCAUUAUCAGUAGAUUGCAUCAACUAACUCUUUCUGUCCUUUUAUUCAUGGCUGAUUUCUAACAUUAGCUAGGAAUGGUGCUUUAUCACAUAGACAUUUUCAUUCUGAAUUUGAGACAGCAGAUUGUCUCUGUUAGCAGAGGGCAGCAUACUAUCAUGCCUGCCUUCUGAGUAUAUGGCUAAAGAUAGAUCAGACUUGGAGACAUCUCUUUGGCAAUCUCAUUGUUGUAUUUGUUAAUUCUCACUCUGAUCAUCAUUCUGUAGAAGAAAUGAUCAGAUUCCUGUACAUGGGUUCAUAAAAGAGAGCAUCCUCAAGAUAACCUCAAGUUUUUUUUUUUUUUUAUUCCCAUAAAAUGAUUUCUUUUUAGUCAUCACCUAAAUAGCCUUUCCUGCUUCUGCUAUCAGUUAAAUAUGUAAUGGAGAGAGUAUUUCAAUACCUCAAAUACACAAAUGACAAAAAAAAAAAUAGACAA